GGGCGGCGAGGUAUUCGUGAUUGUGAAGUGCACGGCGGUGAAGUUCUUCGGCUCCACUCGGAUCUUUUUUUUUUUUUUUUUUCUUUUCCAGGUCGUUGAGUGUUUGACUGCGGCCUCAGCAUGAGCAACAUCUACGAGUCGGCGGAGGCCACGCUGGGCUUCAUCAGUUCCCCGUGCCUGACCAAGGUGGAGCUGCGGGUGGCCUGCCGGGGGAUCUCGGAUCGGGACGCCCUCUCCAAACCGGACCCGUGCGUGGUGCUGAAGAUGCAGUCGCACGGGCAGUGGUUCGAGGUGGAUCGCACUGAGGUGAUCCGUAGCAGCAGUGGCCCGGUCUUCUCCAAGAUCUUCUUGGUGGAUUACUACUUCGAGGAGGUCCAGAGGCUUCGCUUCGAACUCCACGACAUCAGCUCCGGAAACAACGGCCUCCGCGACGCCGACUUCCUGGGAGCCAUGGAGUGUACUUUAGGACAGAUCGUCUCCCAAAGGAAACUAACGAAAGCUCUUCUCAAGCAGGGAAACACUGCAGGAAAGUCCUCCAUCAUGGUGACGGCCGAGGAGCUCUCCGGUAACGACGAUUAUGUGGAACUCUCUUUCAGCGCUCGCAAGCUGGACGACAAGGAUUUCUUCAGCAAGUCAGACCCUUUCCUGGAGAUCUUCAGAAUAAAUGAUGAUGGGACGGAGUCGCUCGUGCACAGAACUGAGACGGUCAUGAACAACUUGAGCCCGGUAUGGAAAUCCUUCAAAGUUUCCCUGAACACACUCUGCAGCGGGGACCAGGAGCGGGAGCUAAAGUGCACAGUUUGGGACUGGGACUCCAAUGGAAAACAUGACUUUAUCGGGGAGUUUCAGACCACGUUUCGGGAGAUGAGGGUAGAACAGGAGGGGAAACAGAUCCAAUGGGAAUGCAUCAACCCUAAAUACCAGAUAAAGAAGAAAAACUACAGAAACUCUGGGGUUGUCAUUCUCAACCACUGCAAGAUCAUCAAGAUGUAUUCCUUCCUGGAUUAUAUCAUGGGAGGCUGUCAGAUUCAGUUCACAGUGGCAAUAGACUUCACGGCAUCCAACGGGGAUCCCAGAAACAGCUGCUCCCUUCACUACAUUCACCCCUACCAGCCCAACGAGUACCUCAAAGCGCUGGUGGCUGUCGGGGAGAUCUGCCAAGACUAUGACAGUGAUAAAAUGUUCCCUGCUUUUGGGUUCGGAGCUCUCAUACCACCCGACUUCAAGGUUUCACACGAUUUUGCCGUGAACUUUGAUGAGGAUAAUCCUGAGUGCGCCGGGAUCCAGGGCGUGGUGGAGGCCUACCAAAACUGCCUUCCCAAGAUCCAACUGUACGGGCCCACCAACAUCGCGCCGAUCAUCCAGAAAGUGGCCUCCUCCGCCUCGGAAGAGAUGCACACGAAAGAGGCCAUGGAAUACUUCAUCCUGCUGAUCCUGACUGACGGCGUCAUCACCGACAUGGCCGACACGCGGGAGGCCAUCGUGCACGCCUCCCACCUGCCCAUGUCCGUCAUCAUCGUCGGCGUGGGGAACGCCGACUUCACGGACAUGCAGAUCCUGGACGGGGACGACGGGAUCCUGCGCUCGCCCAAGGGCGAGCCUGUCCUCCGGGACAUCGUCCAGUUCGUCCCCUUCAAGGACUUCAAGCAUGCCUCUCCAGCUGCUUUGGCUAAGAGUGUCUUGGCAGAAGUCCCGAACCAGGUGGUGGAUUACUACAACGCGAAAGGAAUUAAACCCAAGUGUAUGUCGGAUUACGAGUCCACGAGAACCUUCAGCCCAUGACGAUGGACUGCGCACACAUAUGCACAAUUACACACACAUCAGACACACGCAUAUUUAUAUGAAUCAUAAAGUACUGUACAAUACCAAACGAACAUGUACACAAAGCAGACAAUACUACAUUCAGUAGUCUAGCUCAGAGAUUUAGCUCGUUCUGGUGAAACAAUUUGAACUACUCCAUUUAUGACUAUUGCAUGUUUGGCCGCAGAGGCAUCACCUGGGAACUAAUUACUCUCUACUGUAUAUUGGAAAAGGUAUUUAUAGAAACAACUGUCUUCUGAACCAGCAUGCAGACUCAGAUCAUAACCCACCUGAAGAAAUGACACUUGUACCUUAUUUAGAUAACUAGCAAGUACUUAGACCAAAAGAUAUGUGAGUAGAAAAGCCAAAAAUAUGAGACUGCGUAACCCGAAAUACUUUAGAAUUAGCAUUGCAAAUGUUAUUUGUGGGAAUGGUAGCGUUCCCGUUAGUGUUACUGCAUAAAUGCAUGAAUAAUUCAGCUCCCACUAAUAUCCGAUCUCUAGUAGCCCCUUGCUAGUUAUGAAAUAAAGUAUCUCUGUCAUUUGUGUACGUUUUGGGGUUGAGCUGGGUGUUCGGGGUUCUUUUCUACAGGUUUGUUUGAGAUUUUGCUAAACGGAAAAGAAAAAAAAACUGAAUAAUUGUAAUAAUUUCUUAAUAACCUUCUUACAUUGUAAAGAGUUUCAGGAGGGUAGACAAGCGUGUGUGGUAGACACUCAUCCGUGAGCUGAAAACUGUUUUCUGUAUCCUGCAUGUUGAUUACAAUAAAACACCUUGGUUUUCUCA
Messenger RNA from Salarias fasciatus (jewelled blenny), 2583 nucleotides. RefSeq names its product copine IVb (gene cpne4b). NCBI's taxonomy places the organism in Eukaryota, Metazoa, Chordata, Actinopteri, Blenniiformes, Blenniidae. Gene Ontology annotation, biological process: cellular response to calcium ion. Gene Ontology annotation, cellular component: plasma membrane. Bases 121 to 1782 code for a protein of 553 amino acids. Gene Ontology annotation, molecular function: calcium-dependent phospholipid binding. The transcript is spliced from 16 exons. The record is from RefSeq and is a predicted model, not a curated record.